Molecule: messenger RNA, 2570 nt
Organism: Coccinella septempunctata (seven-spotted ladybird)
Lineage: Eukaryota; Metazoa; Arthropoda; Insecta; Coleoptera; Coccinellidae
Gene: lok
Product: ovarian-specific serine/threonine-protein kinase Lok
Exons: 8
Coding region: 357-1760 (467 amino acids)
Biological process (GO): protein phosphorylation; mitotic DNA damage checkpoint signaling
Cellular component (GO): cytoplasm; nucleus
Molecular function (GO): protein serine/threonine kinase activity; ATP binding; protein binding
Source: RefSeq, a predicted model, not a curated record
ACAUCAGAGUCGACCCGAAUCGGUUCAAAAGUUUGAAACAUGUUUUCCAAAUUCAUAAAGGGCUAGUGAGGUCCUGUCAAAUCCUUCAACGAAUAGCAUCUUUCCCUUACUUAUCCCUUCCAAAAAUCUCAACACAACAAAGCUUAAGCUAGUAAAUAUGAAAUCAGAACUCCCUAUUUUCCUUCUUCAUAAAAUCUUCGGGACUUCCUCUAAUAGUUUUACAGGCUAUGAAAAAGAAAGAUCAUCUAGUACGAUUGACAAUAUUUUCCCGCUAUUUUAAGUUGUGUGUACAUUCGCCCACAAGUUUCAUCAUAAAUUAAGAUCUGAUAUUUUGAACACUAUCGACUCUAUUUCAAAUGAAAACAAUGGGAAAUCGAACCAGUGAGAAGUUGCCGGAUACGUUGACACCCUUGAGUGUUCCUCAAGAACAAAAUAAUAUAAAAUUGCCAUGGGGGCGACUUUACUCUUGUAUGGAAAAGUUCAAAUCAGUUGAUCUCACUUUGGACACAAUAACUUUAGGACGAGCUGAGCAAUGCACAAUAGUUGUAAAUAAAAAUAAUUUUCCCGAAUCCACUAUGUUGAAUAUUAGCAAAAUUCAUUUUACUAUAAUACGAGAUGAGUACACCGAUUUAAUAUACCUAAAAGAUGAGAGUAAAAAUGGAACUUUCAUAAAUGGUGCACUUGUUGGAAGAGGCAAUAGAAACAUUUUACAGCAUGACGAUGUUUUAUCUGUUGGAUUUAGAGGUUCUCAAAAAUUGUUUGUGUUCAAACUCUUGGAAAUGGAUGAAUCAAGCAAAUUACUUCCACCUGAAUUAAGGAAGAAGUAUAAACUGUCAAGAUUCCUAGGGAAAGGUGCAUGUGGUGAAGUUCAUCUUGUUUUUGAAAAAACCACUACCAAAGCAUAUGCCAUGAAGAAAAUAAAGAAGGGUGUUUAUUCCAGUGGAAAUAUCUACCACCUUGAUCACCCUAAUAAAAUUAUGAAUGAAGUGAAAAUUCUUAAGUCGCUUUCACAUCCUUGCGUUAUAAAAAUGAAGGAAAUAGUGGAAACCGAUAGUGAUGUGUGUAUGAUCUUGGAAUAUAUGGACGGAGGGGACCUUACAUCGAGGAUUUUAUCUAUAAGGCCAAUGACGGAACAGAAUGUGAAAUGUUUAUUUUACCAAAUAACUUUAGCAGUGCAAUAUCUUCACAGUGAAGGAAUAACCCACAGAGAUCUUAAGCCUGACAAUAUACUUUUAGCCAACGACGAGACUGAAACAGUAGUUAAACUGACGGAUUUUGGCUUGAGCAAAUUUUUACAUGAGUACACUGUGAUGAAAACCAUUUGUGGUACACCUCAAUAUGUAGCCCCCGAAAUUAUAGAUGGAUCUUACACUGAAUAUUCCUAUCAAGUAGACGUUUGGAGCUUGGGAGUCAUAUUAUUUUAUAUGUUGUCGAAACAGUUGCCAUUUAGGUCAACGGAACGAGCAGUAUUGAAUAAAUUGAUACUAACGGGACAAUACACCUUCAAUCCCAUUGUUUGGUCGGGUGUUUCCUCUGACGCCAAAGAUUUAAUCAAGAAUAUGUUGAUAGUCGAUCCAAACGAAAGGAUCUCAAUCAAUGAAGUAUUGGCACAUAGAUGGAUAGCAGAUGAUGUGAGCAUGCAGCAUCGUGUGGCCCAGAUCGUGCAGAAUGAAGGAUCGAACAGUGAGUAUUACUUUGACGAUAGUGAAAAUCUACAACCUCCUCCGAAAAAAUUCAAAUUGAUGGAAACCACAGUAUGAAUUCAGGAUUUCUAUAUUAAUUGCAUCAAUUAAAUAGUAAAUCCUUCUGUGUGAAUUUGAUCUUGAUUCGGGUCGAUUUUUUAUGUCAGUAAAAAAGAUCUGAAAUGUUUUCAUUUGAAAUGAAAGUGGCUAGUACAAUCUCGAGUGAAAAGAAAGAAAUUUGAAGUUGUUCAAAAUAAUUUGUGAUUUAUUUACUUAACGGUCGAUUUUUUCUCAAUUCAUCUAUUAGACGUAAGGAUUAUUGUUUUGAUACAGGGAGAUGUUCAGUCUGUGUCCAAAUAUUCACUGAAUACUAUUUUGUUGCAAAUAAUUUUGCAUACCAAAAAUCAUUCAGUUAUUUAGUUAACGGUUGAAUAUUUCUUUCGAGUCUCAUUUUGGAAAUUAAUUAAUAUUCUAAUGAACAUAGUUGUUCAAUUUGAGGAUAAUUAUUCACUUCCUUUUCAUUAUAUUGCCAUAUGAUUGUGAUAUGUUUGUUAUAUACGAAGGCUCUCUACUUUUAUUUUUAUAUACUAUUGUAAAUGUUCUUGAUGUACGAGAGUGGUAUAUAUUUUGUAUAAAGUUGUUAAAUUUGAUUAACUGUAAUAUUUUUUGUUUCCAGUAGAACUUAUUUCUGCAAGUGUUUGUUGUUUGAGAUAGAUCGUAUUUCAAACAAAUUUAUUGUUUACAGUAAACUGUUGACUUUGUAUUUUGUUCUAUAUUUUUUAUGAAUAUAUUAUAUCACAAGCCAUUAGCGACCUAGUAGUAAUUACAGUUCCAAAGUAUUAUUCCAUUUUUACAAAUGUGUCUUCAUAAUAAAUUGAUUAAUUCACA